CGUUAAUUAAUGGCUGCUGCUGCUGCAAGAAAAUCCGCACAAAGGGCCAUCUGAAAGACUCGUAGCCUUUGGCUUCAUAUUGCGGAAUAUUUUGACUUCUUUAACCUUCAGAUCCUUCCUUCACCAUUAUUACUAGUAAAACAUGGCCGCUUCAUCUUCUAUCCAAUUACUAACACCUGCAUUAGCAAUACCCAUUCUUUCUUUCUUGAAAUUAUCUACUUCAGCAAGAGCAUCAGCUGGAUCAUGCUACAAAUCCAUCAUCGGCUUUGGGGAUUCCCUCACUGAUACCGGCAACUUAGUCCAGCUCUUCCCACCCGGUAAUCCUACCCACUGUUAUCGACCACCGAAUGGGGAAACCUUCUUUAAACACCCUACCGGUCGUUGCUCCGAUGGCCGUCUCAUCAUUGAUUUUAUUGCUGAGAGUUUUGGGCUUCCGUUAGUACCACCAUACCUCUGGAGAGAUGACAGUGCGGAUUUUCGACAAGGCGUGAAUUUCGCUGUAUCAGGAGCUACAGCACUUAACAAUUCAUUUUUCCUGGAAAUGGGACUGCAUGAUCUUGCAACGAAUGUGUCACUGGGAACACAGUUAAGGUGGUUCAAAGAUAUAUUGCCGUCUCUAUGCAGCAGCAACUCUUCAGAUUGCAGCAGCGAAUUUCUUCAAAGCUCGUUUGUUCUUAUGGGAGAGAUUGGGGGCGAUGAUUACAACCAUGCGCUUCUUAAUGGAAUAAAACUAGAUGAGGUCAAAUCAUAUGUUCCCGCUGUUGUGCGCGAAAUCGCUUCAGCUAUCGAGGAAAUGAUUAAGCUUGGAGCUGUGACAUUGGUGGUUCCUGGGAACUUACCAAUUGGAUGCUUGGCUGCCUAUCUGACUGAUUUUCAAAGUUCCAACCAGCAUGACUACGACACGGCUACUGGUUGCAUAAACUGGUUAAAUGAUUUAGCCAAAUAUCAUAACAGAUUGCUGCAGAAAGAACUUAAUCGCAUCAGAACACUUCAUCCUCAUGCCACCAUAAUCUAUGCCGAUUACUACAAUGCUGCAAUGAGAUUAUAUCGUUCCCCAAUCACAUAUGGAUUUAGAGGAGAAGCUCUAAGGGCUUGCUGCGGAGCUGGAGGCCCGUACAAUUAUAUUUCCUCAAUUCAUUGUGGCGACCUACCAACAACUCCUUGUGACGAUCCGUCUUUGUAUGUUAACUGGGACGGUUUGCACUUGACCGAAGCUGCCUACCAAUUGGUAGCUCAGGGCAUGCUUCAAGGACCAUAUUCUAAUCCUCCUAUCAAUACAAUCUGCCCUCUUGCAUCCACGAGUUCAGGACUUCUGCUUUAAGAUUAGCUUAGAUUUUGUGAGAUGUCCCUAUCACUUGGUAGCAAAAUUUUAAACCAAAUUAAAUUGUUAUUUAUUUAGUUGAUGUGGUUUGUGGUUGGCGUUUCUAGUUUUUGAUUGGUUGGAUAAGCCUAUCUAUAAAUAUGUGGUUUGCAAGAGCACAAAGCCUUCAAUUUGGGAGGCAAAAUGAUACCUAAAGGCUCCAUAUUUCCUUUUCAUUCCCAAUCAAAAGGCUUCAUAUUUUACUCAACAAGUGGUGUGGAAUAUUUAUGUUUCUGCUGCGUAUUUUUGAGCCAACAUCACUUAAUUUUUUAGGGCUUCCUCUUUUUUUUUUCAACUUCUGUACCGUUCAUUGUCAGAUCAUUAGUUCUAUGAUUUUUUUUGGCAAGUGUUUUAUCAUUUGCUCAGUUGCAAGUGAAGUAGAUUUAUGUAUAUAUGUUACUAUAGAAGCUCUUGUAAUAUGAUAGGUUGCAAUUUUAUCAUUUAUUUUAUUAUUAAUUUCCCCUAUUAUCUGACCUGAUGUGGAUUAAUUGCUAGAUUCUACUCACUUUUGAUAUUUUGCAUUUAUUUCAGGGUGUACAACGAAAAUAUCAUAACAAGUACCAAUUUGGCAGAAAAAGAAUCCAGAUGAUAGAAUUUAACCCAGGGGCAUUUUUGGAAAAGAAGAUGUUACGCCCAUUUUGGUAAAUUCUGCGAAGGAAGGACGGCUGAAGGGGUUCUUCUUGCUGGUAGGAGCCGCCGCACAGGGAUCUUAGUUAGUAAUUAGAUAGAAUAAGAAUUGCAGAGGAUGAGCACUACUUUAGUCCUUAGCUUUGACUUUUCCUUGGGUUCUUGGUAGCUUUUCUUCUCGGAUGUCACAGGAGCAAUUGGGAAGAUUCCAUCAUUAUUUGUAACUUUCAUUAAUCUUUCAUUCGCUCGGCCGAAUUGGGUUUUCCCAAACGCAGACGAUGGCCGCGGCUCUCUCUCUCCAAUUUUGUAUGGUUUUUUAGCAUCAAAUAUGAACUAGUUUCUUCACUCUAGUCAAGGAACAAUGGAGGCUUUGGUUCGCCUAAAAA
Molecule: messenger RNA, 2373 nt
Organism: Coffea arabica (coffee)
Lineage: Eukaryota; Viridiplantae; Streptophyta; Magnoliopsida; Gentianales; Rubiaceae
Source: RefSeq, a predicted model, not a curated record